AUGCGAGUUGAUGCUUACUGUCAUCGUGCUUCUGUUGACGUCAUUGCUUUGCAAGAGGUUCGUGCUGACGCCUGUACCCAGCGUCAGCUUGAAAAACUGCUGAAAGAGCGUGGUUGGCAAGUUUUUUGGGGUGGUGUUGCCCCUCCUCACAAUGGCACGCGCAAGCGCGGUCAAGGUGACUUCCCAGGGGUAGCGCUCCUGGUGCGGUCUCAUUUGUCUGCUCUGCCCUGUGACUGCCCUGGUGAGCUUGACCCUUGGCUGCAUGCCGGCCGUCUCAUGGCCCUCGAGGUUGAAGGCUUGGUCAUUUUCAAUCUGUAUGCGCAGAGUGGACAUGGUGACACCAAGCAAGUGCAACUCCGUCACAAGCUCAAUGAAGACUUGUUUACUUGCGCUGCUCAUUUUGAGUAUCGCCCUGUUAUUGCCGUCGGUGAUUGGAAUGACCAUGUUACGGACACCCCUUUUGCGCUUCACACCUGCAUGGCAGGGGGGACGGUUAGAGCUGGUGCUGUCGACGAGCGCGGUCGGUAUGUGCCUACGUAUGUCUCUGGCGAGGUUUCCUCUACCAUUGACGGCUUUAUCUUGAAUAAGCAUGCUGCUCCCUUGUAUAUUGAUGGUGACACUGCUGUUGACGAGGGUCUGCAACAUCGCCCGUUGUGGCUACAAGUCCAGGCGGCGGUCUACUUGCCUAGCAAACGCUGCCUAAAGCCUCGUAAAGACUUGGGUGCUGGUGCUGUGUCUGAUGCUGUUAGCGCGCGAUGUUGGGCACAUCACCAAGCUACCUUCCUCGCCGCUUGUGCUUCGCAUGAUGUUUCUACUGCCUGGCUCAUCUGGAGCCAAUGCUUUGAGGACAUCCUUCUAGAGUCUUCUCUCCUUUGUGCCAAUGGCCAAUGCCGGCCCGAUGACCGUGGCACUCGUCGCGGUGUUACUGCCGAAACCCGUUGUUCUAAUGAGUACAAUGCGCCCAUGCACCAGCGUAAGCGCGCGAUGACUCUUGAGCAGCGACGGCUGUAUAAGACCCAGUGUCAGUUGCGUCAGCUUGCGCGGGGUCACCUCGCUCACCCUGCGGCCGUCCGCACGGCCACCAAGGUGAUCCACACCCUGCUUGACCUUGCCCCUGGCCUCCCUAGCCCCGAACUUGGUGACCUGCUUGAGCCUGCGGUUGCCAAAACGUUGUUGACUCACCUUGAGAAGUUUUGCCAGCGUCAGUGUGAGCAAGAUAAACGCGACCGCAUUGCUGCCUGGAAACAGCGCAUCCGUACGGAUUGGAGUGUUGAUCGAGCCCGCGUCUUCAAAUGGAUUCGUGGGGAAAAUCUUGAACAGAUUCAUGCUGUCUUUGAGAACGGUGUCCUUCACCGCGGUGCUGAAGCGACCUUUGCGGCUCUGCGCCGCUUCUGGGUUCCCGUUUACGCUCUGCCGGCCGAUAUGGUUGCUCAGACUGUCCGUGCUCAGCCUGCUCAGCAGUACUGCUUGAAUGUUGAUCCCACCACUGUCAAAUGCCAAUCCGGUGUUGACCCUGAGAUGCUGAUGCGCUUUAACCGUCGGCUUAAGGCGUUCUCUGCUGGCGGGCCCGAUGGUUGGGAAGCUGCUCAGUGGAAAAGGAUGGAUCUUCGUACCGCCGGCUUCUUGUCCUUGUUCUUGGAGUGCUGCACUCAGGCGUCUGCUUGGCCUGAUAUCCUCACGUCGGCCCACACGGUUUUCAUCCCCAAAGAUGGCCGCCGCGGUGUUCAGGAUGUGUCCAAACUUCGCCCCAUCUCGGUGGCUUGCUUGGCUUAUCGUGCAUGGGCCUGGUCCACAUUGCAAAAGAUCAACACUUCGAUGCCCGAGCUUGUCCAUGCCAAUCAGUUCGGUGGCGUCCCUGGUCGCACUUGUGCUGACAUGUAUCUUCAAAUGCAGCUUGAACUUGAACGUGUCUUGGUUGGUGAAGUCCCCGAGCCUGGUGAGCCUGAUCUUCGCCCACAUGGCUAUACUGAAGAUUCGUGGAAGUUCUUUGAUACGUUGCAACCCCCGCGCAUUGGCCAACUCUUACUGGAUGCUGGCAUGUGCCCGGAGGAUGUUGGUCUAUGGCUUGCCUUCUAUGCGCAACAUGAGCGUAUCUUUCGCAUCGGUCGCACCGUUGAUAGUGUUGCCCUACGGCCGGAAAGAGGUGUCCUCCAGGGUUGCCCUCUCUCGUUGUUCGCGUCCAACCUCUUGAUGCGCAGAUGGUGUCUCACCAUCGAAGCUGUCGGUGCCAAGCCCUGUGCCUUCGUCGAUGACAGAGAAGUCGAAGCACCGGACUGUGCUACUCUUCAGGCGGCUGUGGAUGCCUCGCGGCAAUUCAACAGAGAUGAAGGUUUGGUGACGGUCUUAGGUGCCCAGAAAACGUUUGCUUGGCAUGCGUCGCCCCCUGAAGCGACUGUCUCCUGGGGUGAUGAGGCCCUGCCCGUCCAGACCCACUGGACCUUACUCGGUACUGAUAUGUCGGCUACGUCGCAGCCUUGUGUCUCUACCCGCAAGGCCCGCGCUCAGGCCAUGGUGCAGGUCAUGCGCCGCUUGACCAGUCUCCCCUUGUGCUCGCAUGAGCGUCAGUUUCCUGCCGCAUCCGCUGCUGUGGCCAAGGGUAUCUACGGCCUGGAGGCUCACAGCAUUCCGAGGGCGGAGUUGUUCCCGCUCCGCACUUGCUUGUUGCGUGUUGUAUGGGAGGGUAAGCCGCGUCGGUGCCCGGAGGCUGCGGUGACCAUGUGUUUCCAGGGUCAUGUCCUUGACCCGGAGAUGGCAGUGCAUUAUGCCUCUUUCUGUGCCCUUCGGCGUGCGUUGCAGGCCCCGGCGUUCAUGCAGCAGUGGCUUGCUACAUGGAGUGCCGUCACUAAGAGAGGAUGCGUCCGUGGCCAUGGGCCUGUACGCGAGUUUCGGCGCCGGCUGCGGACUUUGGGUUGGGAUUGCAACGACGGUGUGUCCUUCACUGUGCCUACGCUCACCGGUCCGGUUAGUGUCGAUGUUCUCGCCACUCCUAAACCUGAGUUUCUGCAUCACGUGCGCAAUUCCUUGCGUGUCAUGCUUCUGAAACGUGCGGAAAAUCGUCGUAAGGACUUUGUCGGGGUGACUGUGGCUGACCUUGACGUCACUCGCAUCGUCCUUCAUGCUGACAAGCAUACGCUGCUCCGGAAGUCCCUGCAAACCUUGAUUUGCGGUGCGAUUACCACUCAGCAUGUGCGGCAUCUGGCGGGGUUGACGCCCACUGCCAAAUGUCCUUUCUGUGAUGGUGAUGAUGAGGACGUGUUUCAUGUCUUGUGGUCGUGUCCGGCCUGGCAAGGCAUUAGAGAUGACCUGGCUCACCUGCGUUUGCGUCCCGCGGUGUGGCCCCCGGCUAUGAGGCUGUGCGGGUAUUACGUGCCCUCUGCUCGUCAUGCCCCUUCGGCUGCGUCUUGGCAAGCCGUUCAAGUUGUGCUCGCUCGCAUUAUCCAGGCCCGCACGCAGCACCUGACCCGCAAUAACUUGUUUGAUGAGCGGGCGAACGUGCCGGAAGAUGCUGAGGCACAGGACUCCAAGGAUUUUGCGUCUACAACGCAUGCGGCGGCGGAACAGGAUCAGGCCUUGGCUGCCUCAUGCUCGAGAGGCUGUCGGGGCUGUGCCGAACGGGGCUGA
Symbiodinium sp. CCMP2456 is the source of this 3621-nucleotide messenger RNA. The record is from the annotation of a GenBank genome assembly. Lineage: Eukaryota; Dinophyceae; Suessiales; Symbiodiniaceae.